Messenger RNA from Pestalotiopsis fici W106-1, 732 nucleotides. RefSeq lists its product as uncharacterized. Lineage: Eukaryota; Fungi; Ascomycota; Sordariomycetes; Amphisphaeriales; Sporocadaceae. The record is from RefSeq and is a predicted model, not a curated record. The transcript has a single exon. The coding region runs from base 1 to 732 and encodes 243 amino acids.
AUGAAGUCGCCAAUUACCGUAGAGGAAGAGCUUCUGGAGAUCCAUAGGGAACUUUCAGAUUCAAGUUCCAGUGAUUUUGAAGAACGUUACGAACAACUUCGACAAGCUGCCAUUUUUGUAAGACAAAAUCGAAAGCACUUUGAGCUCUGGAAUGGCCAAGAGGGUAACUUGAUGAUGGUCGCCUGGAAGAAGGUGGAGAGCGCGACACGCGUACCAAUUGCUGUAGACUUCCUGGAUAGCUGUCGAAAGGGGCUCGCCGACACAGGCUCUACCUUCAGGAUUGAAUUUGUCGAAUCAGAAAAGCGCUCUCUCUUCUCAGAGGGUAUUACGACGAGAAAGAUCAAAGACAAAGCUCAUGAUAUGGCCAGAACCCUCAGUCGCGAAACUCGGCAAGUUUUGUGCCUAAACAAUUCCCUACUCCCACAAGCCAGAGGUAAUAUGAAGAGACCGAAAACCGUUCAUUGCGAAAUACAGUUGCUAGAACACUUGCUGGACACCUUGGGAGAACCAGUCCUCAAGGAGUUUUACGACUUCAUUGGCUGCAGCAAGGCGCCCUGUUGGCUAUGUGACUUUUUGGUCCGGCACGCAACAGGCUUCAAAAUGUCCGAGUCACACGCAGGCGUUUAUACUAAUUGGGCCCUUCCAACAAAGUUGGUAAAAAAGCCAGCUAUAAAAUCCGCUCUUAGAGCGAUUUAUUUAAAGAUGUCCGAGAUCAUGAAAACAGCUGAGUAG